AUGGAGGAGGUGAUGGAGGAGGUGAUGGAGGAGGAGAUGGAGGAGGUGAUGGAGGAGGUGAUGGAGGAGGUGCUGGAGGAGGUGCUGGAGGAGGAGAUGGAGGAGGUGAUGGAGGAGGUGACGGAGGAGGUGAUGGAGGAGGUGAUGGAGGAGGAGAUGGAGGAGGUGAUGGAGGAGGAGAUGGAGGAGGUGACGGAGGAGGUGAUGGAGGAGGUGACGGAGGAGGUGAUGGAGGAGGUCAACAUCUGUGCAGGCAGCUUGGCUUUCCUGAGCUGCCGCAGGAAGUACAUCCUCUGCUGGGCCUUCUUGAUGAGGGAGCUGAUGGUCGGCUCCCACUUGAGGUCCUGGGUGAUGGUGGUGCCCAGGAAACGGAAGGACUCCACAGAGGUGAUGGGGGAGUCCAUCACGGAGGGUGGGGGCGGGGGGACAGUGCUCUUCCUGAAGUCCACAAUCAUCUCCACUGUCUUCUGGGCGUUCAGCUCCAGGUUGUUACCACUGCACCAGGACACCAGCCGGUCCACCUCCCUCCUGUAG
Molecule: messenger RNA, 534 nt
Organism: Knipowitschia caucasica
Lineage: Eukaryota; Metazoa; Chordata; Actinopteri; Gobiiformes; Gobiidae
Source: the annotation of a GenBank genome assembly